This is a messenger RNA of Nothobranchius furzeri (turquoise killifish), 2395 nucleotides long. RefSeq names its product family with sequence similarity 167 member B (gene fam167b). The record is from RefSeq and is a predicted model, not a curated record. NCBI's taxonomy places the organism in Eukaryota, Metazoa, Chordata, Actinopteri, Cyprinodontiformes, Nothobranchiidae.
AUCCUCCGCGGGAUGGGCGGCCACUCCACUUCUCCCUGUUAAGACGGCUUCAUGGACCUGUUGCGCUGCAAAGAGCGGCUCCAACAUGAACCGUGAAGCUUUUUCUCCUGUUGCGAAGAAGGAUUUCCAGGAGUUUGGAGCUGACAGCUCGGAGGGAGACGCGGAGGACCUGGACAGCGUCAAAGCGCUGACGGAGAAGCUGAAGCUGCAGACGCGCAGACCGUCCUAUCUGGAGUGGCAGGAGCGACUCCAGAGUCACCCGUGGACGGACAGGAACCCAGAGGACAGUCCCGACUCUGGAGGAGACGUCUUCUCCGUCCCUGCAGCUCUGAGAAGCGAGAACUCGGACCUGGCUGUGCGCAACAUCUGCGGCUUUGAUACCAUUGAUGAUGCUCUGGAGUUUCUGAGGAAAGAGCUCAGGGAGAUGCAAGUCCAGGACAACCGCCUGGCCCGUCAGCUGAUCCGUCUGCGUGUGGAGAUCCACCGGCUGAAGGUGGAGCAGGUGUGCCACCGCCACAAGGAGAUGCUGGACGACGCCACCUACGAGCUGGAGGAGUGCGAAGAGGAGUCGGACCUGCUGUGUGACAUCCCCAUGAAGGCCGCCUUCGCCCUGUCCACUCCUCUGAAACACCUGGGCCUCACCAAGAUGAACAUCAACUCCAGACGUUUCUCACUGUGCUGAAACUGUUUCCUGGUUAGAAAACUAAAGCCUGUGCACACCGUUGGGACCGUCAGAGCUUCCUGCUGAAUCUGAGUUUACUCCGAAAACCACGACUGAUGUGGAACAGAAUGCACAUUAUUCCAAUUAACUUAGAAGUUGUGUGAUCUGUUGAUGCAAUAACAACAUUUUGAUCGUGCCAAAGGGGCGCAGAGAGGAGUUGGAAAGGAUGCAAUGCACAUUUUCAGAUUUUACAAGCAGUUAGAUGGGUUGUGACCCCAAUUUGAAAGCAAUCACGUGAUAAGAGCUGCAAACAGGAAGGAAAAGUGCCUUUUUAAAGCAAAAUAUUCGCAUUUCAAAUUGUUUCCAAGCAGUUUUGUUUCUAGCAAGUUGCUUUGAUGAUGUCAAAGACUUCAUACGUUGGGCCUUUUGGCAUCAGAUUUUUUUUAAGUUCAUAGAAUCUUUAAAAUAAACAGAAUUCCUUCAUCCAGGAAGCACAAACAGUUUUUGCACCUCUCCUUAACAAACCACAAAUAUCUUUAUGGCCUCAGCACGACAGUGAGCAGACACAGGAGGCUGUUUUGUUUCCCAGCGGCACGUCUAGAUGCUGCAGAGCAGCAGUUACAUAAGGCUGGAAAGUGACCAAAUGCUUUCUGGAGCUUGGGGGACAAUGACAGGCAUAAGUAAUUUGUUUUCAAUUCAAUUCAAAUUCAAAAAUACUUUAUUAAUCCCAGAGGGAAAUUGAUUGCUGUAGUAGCUCAGAAUAAUAAUAAUAAUCAAGUCAUCAUAGAGUUGUUGUAUAUUACAAUGGCUGUUGGCAGGAAGGAUCUCCAGUAGCGGUCAGUGUUGCAGCAGAACUGAAGAAGCCUCUGACUGAAGACACUCUUCCGUUGUCGGACAGUCUUGUGAAGAGAAUGCUCAGGGUUGUCCAUCAUUUUCUUGAUUCUCUGGAGAAUCCUUCUUUGCUUUAUCUCCUCCAGCGGUUCCGAAACUGCCGAAACUCUGGCUGAGUCCUUGAAAGGGCUUGGAGUUCCUCCAUCUUGUUGGCCAGUGAUCUCACAUUGCCCAUUAUGAUCGAUGGAAGAGAUGGUUUGAAUUUCCUCUUUCUCUGUCUCUGUUUUGCUCCCGCUCUGCACCCACGUUUCUUGCGUUUUAGCUCAUUUGGGAUUUGUGGCUUCAGUUGAGGUAUUAUUUCAGCCUUUCAGCUGCUCCCGAUUGCAAAUCAGCUUGUUGCCAUGGUUAUGCAUCAUAACAAAUGCUCAAAAAGUGAAAAAAGCUAAAAAAAAUAGCAGUAAAAAUCCUCCAAGCUUCACAGCACCAAAAACAAAAAAGUAAAGUGUCCAAAAAUAUACAGUUUUUCUUGAGAAACUAGAAGAAAAAACAUCCAAGAAAAGGCAAAACUUACAUAUAGUCAACAGAGCUACUCCAACAUGCAGCCACCCAGAGCAGCACAGUUCCGGAAAAACCGUUCCUCCUGGAAAUCCUUCUUUUAUGGUUUAACAAGCAAUACGAUGAAUAUGUUUUACUUUCCAUCAGAUCUGAAUGUUUUGUACAGUUUUAGAUCACAAACACUGUAACACAAAUGUAUAUUUGCAUGCAAUGAUGAAAAAUAUAUGUUGCACGUUAGACACAAGGAUGAAAUGACCCUUUCAUCUCCGUGUUUGUUAUAAAAUGCACCUCAUGAGGGUGCAGGAAGUUAAAAGUUUGCAAAACUCAUUAUUAAAUGAACCGAAAGCA